UCCGUCUAUGGAAAUUUUUUUGCUAAUUAUAAUAUUCAAAAUUUCAGCCAUAAUCAGGAACAAUCUGGUUGUUAUUGAAGGCAGACAAUUAGGGAUUUUUGAUUGGCUUAAAGAGAACGUAAAGCAAUUUGCUUUGGGAAUUUCAGAAUUUUCAAUCAUGUCGGGAGCAUUUUUUCUCUUCAACGAAAUUGGUUUAGAAAAAUAUAUUGCUACGAAUUCUUCUGCUCCUUACCCUGUUUAUUUACAUUUCCUUGGUCAAAGAUUUUAUUCUAAAAUGCCGAGCAAGUUUUUCUUCAAAUUAUAA
This is a messenger RNA of Meloidogyne enterolobii, 304 nucleotides long. NCBI's taxonomy places the organism in Eukaryota, Metazoa, Nematoda, Chromadorea, Rhabditida, Meloidogynidae. The record is from the annotation of a GenBank genome assembly.